Cornus florida is the source of this 1489-nucleotide messenger RNA. RefSeq names its product WAT1-related protein At4g19185-like. Gene Ontology annotation, cellular component: plasma membrane. The record is from RefSeq and is a predicted model, not a curated record. NCBI's taxonomy places the organism in Eukaryota, Viridiplantae, Streptophyta, Magnoliopsida, Cornales, Cornaceae. Gene Ontology annotation, molecular function: transmembrane transporter activity. The transcript is spliced from 7 exons. Bases 106 to 1302 code for a protein of 398 amino acids.
UAGUUUAAAAUUAUGAAAACUGUUCCAAGUUACUUUUUUCUCCCUCUAUUUUAUAGAUAUAAAUAUAGAUAUAUGUAUAUAUAUGUAUAACCACCAGCAGCUGAGAUGGCAGCAGCAGCGGUUGCUGGAGGAGAAGUAUGGAAAGCACACGCGGCCAUGGCGAUAAGCCAGCUUUUCUUUGGAGGGUACCAUGUGGUCACCAAAGUCGCUCUCGACGUUGGAGUCAACCAGAUCGUCUUCUGCGUUUUUCGCAACCUUAUCGCCCUCUCAAUUCUUGCACCUAUUGCCUAUAUCCGAGAAAAAAGGGUUAGACUACCAAUUACUAGGGGCCUGCUCAUGUCAUUCUUUUUUCUUGGACUGACUGGGAUAUUUGGGAAUCAGCUUCUGUUUCUUAUUGGUCUUGGGUACACAAAUCCAGCUUAUGCCGCAGCCGUACAACCUGCAAUCCCGGUCUUCACAUUUAUAUUGGCUGUUAUGAUGGGUGCAGAAACAGUGAAUUUGCUCAGGACUGAAGGUAAGGCAAAGGUUGGAGGUACACUCCUAUGUGUUUCUGGUGCCAUAUUAAUGGUUCUGUUUAGGGGCCCAUCCUUGUUUGGAUAUAAGGAACCAGAAUUUACAGCACAAACUGAAAUAAGUAUCAGGGGUCAACCAGAGCCUGCUGGAUGGUUGAUUUCUAAUUUGCUGGAGUUUGGGCUUGAACGCUGGCACCUUGGUAUCUUAUGUCUGAUAGGGAAUUGUAUGUCCAUGGCGGCUUAUCUAGCUAUUCAGGCUUCAGUUCUAGUGAUAUUUCCAUCCAGCCUAUCAGUGACAGCAUUUUCAUAUUUCUUUGGUUCACUACUUAUGGUAGUGACAGCAUUAUUUAAGACCAACGAAUCAACAAACUGGAAUUUGACCCGGUCAGAGUUUUUUGCAGUGUUCUAUGCUGGAAUCAUUGUAUCUGCACUUAACUAUGGACUUGCGACAUGGUCCACCAAGAUCCUAGGGCCUGCUUUGGUCGCUCUUUACUUUCCACUUCAACCUGCAGCAUCUGCCUUCCUGUCAAAGAUUUUCCUUGGAAGUCCUAUUUACUUAGGAAGACACUUGACAUUAGCAGGAGCAAGCCGUUUUGUCUACUAUCCGUUUCCACGAGAUCUUCUCGAAUUCAAUUGGAAGUCUAUGAACUUAUAUUUCUGGAUUUUAGUGCAUGGACCGUGGUUUAUACCAUUUCUCAAACCCCUCUGUGAUCACGAUCUCCAGUUGAUAUCUUUUGUACUAGUCUCAGAUCAACUACAAUCUCAUUCUCCAAAACGACCUCUAAUUUGAGCAAUACCACCAGGAGUGUGGAGGAAAAACAUUUUUAUAUUAACAAAUUUGUUUUGACUUUUUCUUUUUUAAAUAAUUGCUUUUGUGUAAGCGUAGAAUCAGUCCUGUGACGCUUUGCAGAAAGUGACUGUUGCACAAAUCAUUUUGUCAUUGAUUUUUCAGAAAAAAAAUGUAUUCCACCAGAAUA